CUUUUUUUUUAAACUUUCAUUUCAAAUAUUUAUAUAAAUUUUAUCUCCAAAUUUUUUGGUGCUGUUAGAUUGCCAAACCUUACAAAGUUAAAUUAAAAUAUGUGCCAAUCACGUCAUUUAAUUUAUUUAACAACUUUAAAAGACAAUGAGGUCAUUUGCCACGAACUGUUAUUAGUUAAAGGUUUCGUUGAAAAGAUAUGUCACUGUAAUAUUAUUACACUUCAAGAUAUUAAAAAAAAUAAAAUAUAUCAAUACACGUUAGUGAAAAAUUGCAAUAAUUUCAAAUUUUUAAUACAACUGGAAUGUGGUCAAAAUCAAUAUAUAAUAAAUUAUUGCAGUGCGUCUCAGAGAUUAAAUUUAUUUUUUGAACCAUCUAAUUCGAUUUAUCACAUUCAACCUCUCUACAUUAUUCAUCAAAACCACGACGGACAUUUUCAAACUGAAGAUGAAAAACCUAAUAGCCCAGUAGAGGCUUGUAAAAUUAUUGAACUCAACCUAAAGAUUGUGCAAUGUCUUUUUGCAGAAAAAUUGCUUGAAAGUGGUUUAACAAAUAACUUAAGAAAAACUUUUUCAUUAAAGUCAAAGUGUCUGAUAUUUCAUAGCAAGCAAUCAGUAGAAAAAGCUCUUGAGUCUGACGAGAAUACUCUGUGGAAUGAUUUAGCAUUUGAAAUAAUUAAUUCUAAUUUGGGAGAAGAUUCAAAAAUCAAGUUUGUGGCUUUUCUUGCUUGUACCCGUUACAACGGGAAAGACUUAAGUGGGGAUACUUCAUAUGAAAAUAUAAAAAAGAACACACGAGCAAAUCCAGCACUUGGUGGUGGAGGCUUGGCCUUGUUUGGGUCAGGAUAUUUUUAUUCUUGGCCAACAACCUUUGAAGAAAUUAUUGAUUGUUUUAAAAAUUAUAAAAAAAUUGAUUUAAGUACACAGUUAGAUGAAAGCAACUACAGGAGAACAUAUGGCGGCUGUUUUGCAACAACGCUGGGUGCAAUAGCUCAUGAAAUUGGGCAUUGCUUUGAUUUAGGACACACUAAAGAAGGAAUUAUGGGUAAUGGUUUUGACUAUGUAAAUCUUGCUUUCGUAAAUGAAGAUUUCACAGAAAAUUUGCCUGAUAGAAUAGUGCAAACUGAAAGUGUUAAAGAUCAAAGAUUAACUAAAAUCAAAAAAGGUGAAAAUAAAUUUUUGGAAAAUUAUCAUGAGCAAAAAGGCGGUGGUGAUUGUACAUAUUUCUCCAAGAACUGCAGUAUUAUAUUAGCACAUCAUAAGUGGUUUAAUUUACAAAACGAGUCAGAUGAAAAAAGUGAAAUUACUUUUAUGAAAAGUAUCAUAAAAUCUUCCAAAUUUAAUUUAGUUUUAAUUGAAAUUCGUGAGAAAGUCAACGGUUUAGUGAUUCAAUUUUAUGAGUUAUUGAAUAGGAAACACAAAGAAUUUGAAGUUCCUGAACACUUUACUAAAUUAGAAAGAUAUAACAUUUUUGUUAUAACAGAAAAUGGUGAUUUAAAACUGUUUGAGUGAAAU
This is a messenger RNA of Condylostylus longicornis, 1512 nucleotides long. RefSeq lists its product as uncharacterized. Bases 100 to 1509 code for a protein of 469 amino acids. The transcript is spliced from 2 exons. The record is from RefSeq and is a predicted model, not a curated record. Lineage: Eukaryota; Metazoa; Arthropoda; Insecta; Diptera; Dolichopodidae.